AUGCACGGUGCAAAACUCUUCCUCGUCGGCGCUCUUGCCGCUGGUGUCUCGGCCGUUAAAGGACCUACCGUGCAUAACAGAAGGGUUCCUGGGCCAAAGCUGCAGGUCUUGCCUCGACAAUUACCAGCGGAGCCCACUGGAGUUAAGACAAUUGUCACCCCGAAUGGGAUCAACAUCACCUACAAGGAACCUGGCAAGGAGGGCGUCUGUGAGACAACCCCGGGCGUCAAUUCAUACGCAGGUUUUGUCAACCUUGCUCCCGAUGUUCACAGCUUCUUCUGGUUCUUUGAGUCGAGGAACGACCCUGCCAAUGAUCCAAUUACACUAUGGCUCAACGGAGGUCCUGGAAGUGACUCUUUGAUCGGAAUGUUCCAAGAGCUUGGCCCGUGCAAUGUCACUGAGAAUCUGACCACGCACCUCAAUCCCUACGCAUGGAACGAGGCCUCGAACAUGAUCUUUCUCAGCCAGCCAUUGGGUGUGGGUUUCUCAUAUGGCUCCAAGGGCCCCGGCUCGCUGGAUCCUAAUUUCGGACAAUUCGUUCCUCCGUCAGAGGCAAACGUCACGGGCCGAUACCCAAUAAUCAACGCGACUGAGAUUGAUACCACCGAUCUUGCCGCGAUCGCUGCAUGGGAGGUGCUUCAAGGAUUCUACGCAGCACUACCGCAGCUUGAUUCUAAAGUCCAAUCAACCAAAUUCAACCUGUGGACGGAGUCCUAUGGAGGACAUUAUGGUCCUGCUUUCUUCAACUACUUUUAUCAUCAAAACGAAGCGAUCCUUAAUGGUACUCAAACCGGCAAAUCCUUCGAGUUUGUGAACCUGGGAAUCAUGAAUGGCAUUGUAGACGAAUACGUUCAAGCGCCCUACUACCCGAUUUUUGCCAACAACAAUACUUAUGGCAUCAAGGCUGUGAACGAUACUGUCUAUGACUAUAUGACUUUCGCCUGUUAUAUGAAUGACGGAUGCCUGGACCAGAUCUCUUUCUGCGCCGAAGCCGACACGAGCACCCUCACAGGCCAAGCUGCCUGCAGCGAGGCCGAGGCCAUGUGCCGGGAUAGUGUCGAGUCACCUUACUACUACUAUGGGGGCCGCGGAGUCUACGAUAUCCGUCACCCAUACGACGACCCUACCCCACCCACCUACUUCAUUGACUACCUCAACUUGGCCACGACACAACAAGCUCUAGGUGUCGACACAAACUACACGUCAGAUGCCAAUGAUGAAGUGUACUACGCCUUCCAGCAGACGGGCGAUUUCAUCUACUUCAACUUCAUUGACGAUCUAGAAGAGAUCCUUAAUUCGUCCUCGGUGCGCGUGACGCUUGUGUAUGGGGACGCGGACUACAUUUGCAAUUGGUUUGGCGGAGAAGCAGUGUCCCUAGCCGCCAAAUGGCCUCACGCUGCUCAAUUCAAGGCGGCGGGAUAUACGCCGUUCGUGGUGGAUGGAGUCGAGUACGGCGAGACGCGCGAGUAUGGCAACUUCUCUUUCACUCGCAUUUAUGAGUCGGGCCAUGAGGUACCCUACUAUCAGCCGAUUGCUGCCUUGGGCUUCUUCACACGCGCGAUCAAUGGUUUGGACAUGGCGACGGGUACGGUGCACGUGAACGGGACACAAGGGGGAACCAAUGGCAGCGCACAUGCCACUCAUACCGAGAGCUUUGUGCCAUUGCCAACCAGCUCGUCGAGCUCUGCAGCCUCGGCGGCGUCGUCGGUGCCCAAAGGUCCAGUGAUCCCAGGGCGAUUUGCGAGACGGGGAUAUUAA
Messenger RNA from Fonsecaea nubica, 1758 nucleotides. RefSeq lists its product as hypothetical. Gene Ontology annotation, molecular function: serine-type carboxypeptidase activity. The coding region runs from base 1 to 1758 and encodes 585 amino acids. Gene Ontology annotation, cellular component: fungal-type vacuole. The transcript is spliced from 5 exons. NCBI's taxonomy places the organism in Eukaryota, Fungi, Ascomycota, Eurotiomycetes, Chaetothyriales, Herpotrichiellaceae. Gene Ontology annotation, biological process: proteolysis. The record is from RefSeq and is a predicted model, not a curated record.